CCGCACCUAGAGAACAGGAUCUAUUGAGAUCUUCUGCGAGAUUUAGAUUCUUGUCCAGCUGACGUUUACUGAGCCGGUGUACUGAGCCCUGUGCAGAGUGGCUCCACAUAUUAUUCCUCGUAUGAAACACUAAUAUUUUAAAUUUCCAGAGAAAUUCUCAACCUCGACUGCACGUCAGAACCUGUGCCCGAGAUCCACCUCAGAGCAAUUAAAUCCCAUGUCUCUAGGGAUGGAGCAUGGGCAGUGGCUAAAUGUGAACUUCACCAGGUGACAGGUCCAACCCCGCCCCCAUUCUCCACCGCCAGCGUCAGCGUCAUAACCCCGCCCUCGCAUCCGUCACAGUGCCCCCAGCAUUUUAGGCCGGAGCAGCCUGGCAACCCUCCGAAGUGCAAGGCGAGGGACCAACGCUGAGUCAGAAUGGGCGAGUGGAAAGCCUACAUCAGUGCGGUGCUGCAGGACCAGCGCAUCGACGACGUAGCCAUCGUGGGCCACUCGGACAAUCGCUGUGUGUGGGCAUCGCGGCCCGGGGGACUGCUGGCCGCCAUCUCGCCGCAGGAGGUGGGUGUGCUCACGGGGCAGGACCGGUGCACCUUCCUGCAGGCCGGCCUGAGCGUGGCGGGCCGCCGCUGCUGCGUCAUCAGAGACCACCUGCUGGCGGAGGGCGACGGCGUGCUGGACGCGCGCACCAAGGGGCUGGAUGGGCGCGCGGUCUGCGUGGGCCACACGCCGCGCGCGCUUCUGGUGCUCAUGGGCCGGCGGGGCGUGCACGGGGGCAUCCUCAACAAGAAGGUGCACGAGCUGAUCCACUGGCUGCGCACUCAGGGCACCUAGCAGAACAGCCAGGUGGCCGCGGAGACAAAAUAAACUCAGACCUGGGAA
Messenger RNA from Myotis brandtii (Brandt's bat), 879 nucleotides. RefSeq names its product profilin 3 (gene PFN3). Gene Ontology annotation, biological process: positive regulation of actin filament bundle assembly; actin cytoskeleton organization; regulation of actin filament polymerization. Gene Ontology annotation, molecular function: actin binding. The transcript has 2 exons. Gene Ontology annotation, cellular component: cytoplasm. NCBI's taxonomy places the organism in Eukaryota, Metazoa, Chordata, Mammalia, Chiroptera, Vespertilionidae. The record is from RefSeq and is a predicted model, not a curated record. The coding region runs from base 418 to 831 and encodes 137 amino acids.